AUGUCAUUAGGCACAAUACUUGUUUAUCUCUAAUCUAUAGUGUUUUAAUACGUAUAUCUUGAUUGUCUGGUUGCUAGAUAUAGUUAAGUUAUUGAUCAGGUCAUAUUGCUUCAGAACUUGCUAGUAUAUAGUUGCCAGUAUAUAAUAGUCUGUCUUUUGAUUUCUUCUUAAUAACAUGUUGAUUUCCUGUGUUAAGGAAUUCCUCGUCGGCGUGCAAAUUCUGCAGAACCCAGGACAAAUUAUUUCGUGCGAAAACUUUCCAAAUUGGUUUUAAAUGAAAGCAACCUUCAAAAUACCUCUCGUCUCAAGGAUUUUAAUAUGAACCGCAGAUUGUCUACACAACAGCCGAAGUUUACUAAUCCUUUCGCUCGUCUGGAUUUUCGGAAAAAAAGGAAGAAGACUACUAAAGUCAAAGUUCCACCAUUGGAUUUUCCCCAGUCGUAUACUGAGUUGAUUUUGGAACUUGCCUACACAUCAAACUUAACACGUCAAGUUAUUCGACCAUUUAAUCGUUGUCAUUUAAUAAGUCAAUUAACUGAAUGUGCACGCUUGAUUCGUGGACGUAUUGCAUCUGGUGCUGCAUGUAUCCAGCUCCCUUUACUAGCCGAUUCCAAAAAGGAUGAACAACGUAUGAGUGACAACAAUCUUUCAGUGGUCUUAUUGUGAUGCAUAAAAGUCAAGUCGAUUGAUAUCUCAUCCUGAUCUCCUUGAAUAGAUUUGGAUGAACGCAUAUAAUGUAUAAAAUCAACGAUUUUUCUGUAUGAUUUUUUCUACUUCAAUUCGUCUUUGUAUCAAUAAAGUCUUGUCAAUUUACACGAUGUUCUUAAUUAUCUACUGGGUUAAAUGUAGGACUAAGACUACGAUUAACUGUUAAUUUCUGAUAAUUUCAAACAAAAUAUUUACUCGUCUUUUCGUUAUUCUAGACAGUGUUGAUAACUGUGACGUCGUUAAUUUACAUAAGUUUUGAUAAGGAUUUGGAUAUUAUUGUAUUACUAGUUUUCUUACUAACUUCCACUUUGUAUCCUAUUAAGUCAAGCAAAUAUUAUAAUGUCUGUUAGCUACACUGAAUAAAUGCUAGAGUCAAAUGAACGAAAUCAAAUUAAAAAAGUGCAUUAUUUUCACUUGACUUCUUCCUAAUAAUCUGUAUUUGAAAAUUCGAUAUUUUAAUACCACGAAGCAAUGUAGCACCUUUGUUUGAUAAUAUCGCUAAGAUGGUGAUACUUUUGGUUUUUUUACAUAUUCUCCAGAUUUUGUAGAAAUCACGUUUUCUCCAGUCUACAGCUUGUAACUGCAUCAUUCACGCAAAUUAAGAUACUUCUUCGUUAUCAUUUGAUUAUCGAGCUUAUCUGGUUCUUGUGCCGUAAACAUAGCUGAUC
Schistosoma mattheei is the source of this 1376-nucleotide messenger RNA. The record is from the annotation of a GenBank genome assembly. Lineage: Eukaryota; Metazoa; Platyhelminthes; Trematoda; Strigeidida; Schistosomatidae.